Messenger RNA from Apus apus (common swift), 996 nucleotides. It is a transcript of the gene MTLN, whose product is annotated as mitoregulin. Gene Ontology annotation, cellular component: mitochondrial inner membrane. Bases 26 to 202 code for a protein of 58 amino acids. The record is from RefSeq and is a predicted model, not a curated record. The transcript has a single exon. Gene Ontology annotation, biological process: positive regulation of mitochondrial membrane potential. Lineage: Eukaryota; Metazoa; Chordata; Aves; Apodiformes; Apodidae.
CCGAGCCUGGGCCCGGGCGGCGGGGAUGGUGCUGGAGGCUCUGCGGCCGCGGGCCGUGCGCUGGGCGCUGCUGCUCGCCUUCGGGGCCGGCGUGCUGGUGGGCUGGCAGGGGGGACGCGCCCGGCGCCGCUUCCUGCGCUGGCGCCAGCGCUGGCUGCAGAGCCGGCUGGAAGCCGCCCAGAAGCAGCUGGAGGCGGCCUGAGGCGGGGAGGAGCCCGCGGUGGGUCCCGCCGGGUCCGCGGCUGGACCUCCUUCCUGGGGGUCUGCUGCGGGGGUGCCGUCCGGCGGGCUGGCCUCGGGGGGACGCGGAGCCGCUUUGGGAAAGGGCUGGUGGAAUCCAAGCGCUUGCCGGGAAAAGGCCAAGCACGUCCCGGGGGCGCCGGGGCCGCUCUCCUGCCCUGCAGAAAACGGGAUCGGAACUGCGUCGGACGGACCUAAGGAAGUGCCGAGGAGGUGGCAACGCGAACACCGCGUGUAUUUCUGCGCGUCCCUGUUGUCCUUCCUGGAAUCCUGCGGCCGGGGGGCGCGGCCCUGCCCCUGCCCGGCAGCGCUGCCGGCAAGCUAAACCGGCAGAAGUCACGACGUGACUGUUCCUGGGUGUGUUUGUUUCGCUUAUUAGCAAAAAGCCGUACCUUUCGGGCGCUGGUAAUGACUGGUGAAUCUCAUUAGGAGAGCGUGCCGUGGGGAAGAAGCCUGUGGGGACAAUUAAGUGGUGAAACGGCUGCAUGCAUGAGCAGGUUAAGGAAAGGAUGGUUGUGCCUUGGACUCUUGGGACAAGGAACUGUGGCGACGGGUGUAGCACGUUCCUUCUUCCCCUCCCACCACGAGAAAAUGUAUUUCCCUGAGUCUGAGAGAAGGGGGUGGCCCUACAUCGACUGCCCUGGAGGAUUUGCUUCAGACUGUACAGCCUGCUGGUUUUCAACUGUUAUUACUGAACUGUGACAGCUUUGGGGGGGGGGGGGUAAUAAUUAAAAAAAAAAGCUGAUUUGUAGCCAA